GGCGAAGCCUAUAUGCCAGAAACAAUGGCAUCUAAGCCUCCCAUCAGGACGCCUAUAUCUUGUACCUUUUGUCGCCAGAAAAAGUUGAGAUGUGAUCGUCUCCAGCCUUGUAGCAGCUGUACCAAGCGUGGAUUGGGAUGCGUCUAUGCUCAAAUUCCCUCAUCAGCUCCCCGGCGGAAUGGAUCUACUCAGCCUCGGCAGUUGACCCAACGGAUCCGUCAGCUGGAGGACCUAGUGGUAGCUUUGCAAAAGGGCGAACCCCCUCAAAGGCUAGAGAACCCGGACCACCCAGCGCAUAAAAGCAAAGAUUCCCUGGCAGCUAGCCCGGAGACGGUGACCAACUCCUUUGGUAGCCUGCGGGUCGAUCACACGGGCAUGACUUAUGUCUCAGGGGCGCAUUGGACCGCACUGCAAGACAGUAUUGCCGAGCUCAAAGAGUGUGUUGAAUUAGGGCCAUCAAUUCCGCCCUCCCGGGGUGAUCACGGGUCCGCCCUUCUCCGGGGCGUGUCUCCGCCCGGCGGAAUAGCGGAGGUCCUGGGCCACCUCCCGCCAAGACCGACCGUCGAUCGGUUGGUGUCGCGAUUUUUCAGUUCGAUGGAGCCGGGUAUUCUUGUCCUGCAUUCUCCAACAUUCCAGAAAGAAUAUGACCAAUUCUGGACUCAUCCACAGGAUGUCAAUCUGGCAUGGCUGAGUAUCCUCUUCAGUAUCAUGUGCCUGGCGAUCCACCAUCACCAGCUUACUGAGGGCCACAGACCAGAUCCGAUUGGCGAUACUCAUGGGCUGUGUGAUGAUUUCCGGCAACAAGCUGCCUAUUGCCUCAUCGACAACAAGUACACAACUCCGACGAAGUAUACCAUAGAAGCUCUAAUGUUCUAUGCGCAGACAGAGUACUUCCGGGGAGAGGAGUUUCAUCAUGAAGUCUGGUUAUUAAUGGGAAUCGUCAACCGUCUGGCCAUGCGGACUGGCCUGCAUCGGGACGGUUCCCGCUACCCAGAGCUCUCGUGCUUUGCAGCCGAAAUGCGACGACGCAUCUGGACGCUCAUGUCCCAGCUGGAUGCACUUAUAUCGUUUCAGCUGGGUCUGCCCCGAAUGAUCUAUGACGGGCUAGCAGAUACACAGCCGCCGCGCAAUCUGCUGGACGAGGAUUUCUCUGAGGACUCAACGAGCUUGCCACCACCCCGUCCCGACGCAGCGUUUACCCCGGUGGCUUAUUUGAUCGCGAAGAGUCGACUUUCCAGGGUAUUUGGUCUUGUGAUUGACCAUGCUGCAUCCACCACACCUAUCCCGUCUGCACUCAUAUAUCAACUCGACAAGCAGCUGAACGAGUCCUAUGCCGCUGUUCCAGUAUGUCUCCAAUUCCGCAGUGUAUCGGAGUCUGUUACGGCAUCGCCCCGUAUCGUCAUGCUGCGUUAUAACCUGGAAAUCCUGUAUCAGAAGACGCGAUGUAUCCUCCAUCGUAAGUCUCUCUGCGAGGGCCGCUCGGAUGGUCGGUAUGCAGAGUCUCGACGUAUCUGUCUCGAUGCGGCAGUGAGGAUCCUGCAGCAUCAAGCGACUAUUGAUGUUCAGGUUCAAGCAGGAGGGGUACUGGGCCAAUGUCGCUGGUUCGUGACUUCCUUGGCCAAGAAUGAUUUUAUGCUGGCGGCAAUGGUGGUAUGCCUGGAGCUCCACUAUCUUGAGCGGGAAGGUGCACAAGGCGGGCAGACUGGAACGCCCGGAAGGGACGAACUGCUUCUUGCCCUCCAGACCUCGCAUCGGAUCUGGGCCCAGUAUAAGGAUGAGUCUGCAGAGGCCUGGCAAGCGUGGCAGUCAACCAGCAUUAUGCUGAGGAAGCUGAACGCCAACCGGAGACCGAGAUAG
Molecule: messenger RNA, 1857 nt
Organism: Aspergillus welwitschiae
Lineage: Eukaryota; Fungi; Ascomycota; Eurotiomycetes; Eurotiales; Aspergillaceae
Product: Zn(II)2Cys6 transcription factor
Exons: 6
Coding region: 13-1857 (614 amino acids)
Biological process (GO): regulation of DNA-templated transcription; DNA-templated transcription
Cellular component (GO): nucleus
Molecular function (GO): DNA-binding transcription factor activity, RNA polymerase II-specific; zinc ion binding; DNA binding
Source: RefSeq, a predicted model, not a curated record